Thelazia callipaeda (thelaziosis nematode) is the source of this 702-nucleotide messenger RNA. The record is from the annotation of a GenBank genome assembly. Lineage: Eukaryota; Metazoa; Nematoda; Chromadorea; Rhabditida; Thelaziidae.
AUGGAAAGAGUCAAGGACAAAAUAAUCAUUAGACCAAUUGUGUACGGUAAUACAGCUAAUUUUUUGGGCAAAAAAAGAGAGGAAGAUGGACACACGCAUGAAUGGACCGUGUUCGUGAAGCCUUAUUUUAAUGAAGAUCCAUCCAAAUAUAUUCGUAAAGUACAAUUCAAGUUGCAUGAUUCGUAUGCAAAUGCAACUCGAAUGAUCGAAAAGCCCCCUUAUGAAGUUACUGAAACAGGAUGGGGUGAAUUCGAAGUUCAAAUUCGAAUUUAUUUCGUAGACGUAAAUGAAAAACCGGUGACAGCCUUUCAUUAUCUCCGAUUAUUUCAUCCGCAGGUUACACUUCCUAAUGGCAAAAAGAUGGUCGCUGCAGAAUACUAUGAUGAAAUUGUAUUCCAAGAACCUACAAUAGUGAUGUAUAAAAUCUUGACGCAGUUAGAUAGCCGUAAAGUGGAACCCAGACGUUUCCAUACUGAUUUCCUUUUCGUACGCAAGCGAACGCAAGAAAUGAUCAACAAUGCUAGGACUGAGAUUAACAAGGAAAUUCAAGAUUUGAUGGAUUCGUUGAAAGCCGCACAUGAACUCAUUGGAAAGUAUUCGAAGGAAGUGGAAAGAUUAGAAACAGCUAGUGUAAAUGGUGACGAUUCUGCUAUGUCAUGUGAUUCUAGUGAUAAAGUGUUAGAUACGAAACAGUUCUUGUAG